AUGGCGUCAGAAGGAGUGUCUCCAGUGCUGCUCCCGGAGAUGACCAUGAACCUGGGGGUCUCCGGUUCUGCCUUCAGGGUCUUGCCCUUCCUCAAUCCGGGGCUCGCCCAGCCACCACCCUGGGAGCCGAUCCAGAUGCCCCCUCUGGUGACCUCGGCCAUCGCUCCCGGCAACCCUCUGGUGCUGUCACCUUUCCCCAUGAUGCCCGUGGUGGCAGGAGCUGCGGGCCGUGACCCCCGCGACCCUGGGCCCUGCAAGGUCAUCAUGCAGGUCAGCCCUGAGGCAGGGCCUGUGGAGUCAGCCCAGAACCAGCCUGUCAUCCUGACACAGGCUCCACUCAACUGGGGGGCCGCAGAGGCGCCAUCUGCUGGGGCGGGGCAUCCUGCUCCCCUCUACUUGGCAUCCUCGGUGCCGAAGAACUUCAGGCCCGGCCCAGCCCCGAGAGGCGCCCAGGCUGGGAUGGGAGACCACCCUCCUCAGGCUCCCCUGCCAGUGGCCCAGGUGGCCCCCACCGUCCUCCCAUCCAGCGGUGGGCCACAGCCCCAGUGGGUUUGCGGGGACAGUGGUCCGGCCACCACCCUGAGCCAGGCACCGCCUGAGAACUCCAGCAACCACAGGAGCGUGUAUGAGAACUUCCGGCGCUGGCAGCGCUUCAAGGCCCUGGCCCGGACGUACCUUCCUCAGACUCCGGACACUGAAGCCCUGUCCUGCUUCCUCAUCCCGGUGCUGCGCACGCUGGCCCGCCUGAAGCCCACCAUGAGUCUGGAGGAAGGCCUGCGCCGGGCGCUGCGGGAGUGGCGGGGCAAGAGCAACUUUGACCGCAUGAUCUACUACGACAUGGCGGCCAAGUUCAUGGAGUUUGAGGCAGAGGAGGAGAUGGAGGCGCAGAAGCUACAGUGCAUGAACGGGGUGCAGGGCCUGCCGCCCCCCGCCCCGCCACGGCCUGAGCCUCAGGGGGCUCCCGGCCCACCGCUGGGCCAGCAGCCAGCCUGUGUUCCCAAGAAGGCCGGACCCCGGGCCCGGGCAGCCCGCCCCAAGGCCCACAAACCGCAGCGGCCCCCCAAGAACAAGGCCCCCAAGGAGAUCCCCCCUGAGGCCGUGCAGGAGUACAUGAACAUCAUGGACGAGCUGCUGAAGGCCCCCGGCACAGGCUGGGGGGCGCCCCUCGGCCGACGUGCAGCGGGCAGGAAGGAGCAGCAGGGGGAGGCCGGGACCUGCCCUGAGCCGGGGCUCCUGAGCUACGUGGACGAGCUGUGCUCCCAGGAGGCCUUUGUCACCAAGGUCGAGGCUGUCAUUCAUCCCGGCUUCCUGGCUCACCUGCUCUCCCCAGAGUCCCAGCUGGAUCUCCUGGCCCUGGCUGAGGAGCUGGAAGAGGAGGAAGGACUCACCCCCGCACAGCUUGUGGAAAAGCGUCUGCGAACCCCGCAUGACAAGGAGGCCAUGAAGGCUCGUCCCCAACACCAGGUGACCCCAGAGGACUCGAGUCCAGCUGAGAGUGCAGCAGGCCACAGAACCCCAACACCCACCUGGGGCCACUGGCCAGGGGCCAGCGCUGAAUCCUGCCCCUCUGAGACUGACUGUGGACACGCCUCAAGGCCUGCAAGGGCCCAGGACAGUGCAAUGGCACCUGAAGGCUCUGUCACCUCUCUGGGGUGCCUGGAGUCCCCACCCCGGCAGGCAGGACAGGCCAUGUGUCCCGGCCACACCGCCCCCACCUCGAACAGCAGGGCCCCCCGCAUGCUGGGAGUGGCCCCUCCUGGCCGGCGGCUGCCCGGGGCAGCAGAGAGCUCCAGCGAGGAGGAGGAGGAGCUGCCCAGCCUGGCCUUCCUCCUGGCCUCUCACCACAGCCUGCUGCCCUGGGGCUUCCCCGAGAGCCCUGGCCCUGACACUGGCCCCCACUGCCCCAGAGCUUGGGGGGCUUCUCGGCCCCCGCCCACCCGCAGAAGGGCCUUCAAGCCUGCUGCCCCUGAUGCUGCCUCUUCCAGGAAGCGUCCUCUGUCUGGGGGCGCGGGGCCGGGCACUGCUGAGAAGACCCCCUUCCCCGGGGGCUCAGCCUUGGCUGUGGAGGUGGAGCGGAGAAGUUGGGGCGCCCGCGGGGAGAGGCCGGCCAAGGGCACGGAGGUGACCGGGAAGCCCACGGCGGCCGCCGCCAAGCCCUGGGCCGCCCAAGGCGGGCGCGCGGAUCGCGCGGGCCGGCAGCUGGCGGGGGCCCAGGCCCGCCGAGCCCGGGCGCGUCCCCGGGGCCAAGACUUCCGCCUGCUCCCCUCCCCCCAAGGACGGCGCGCGGCGGACCGGCCGCUCGGACGCCCGGGAGGCUCGGCGGCGCCGCCCCGGCCGGCCGAGGACGGCAGGGAGAGCCGGGCCGCGACGCCCGCCCACCAGCCUUCCCCGCACCCCCGCCUCCACGCCAGCAUCCCGGCCCCCGAGGCCAAGGUCUCCCGGCCCGCAGACCUGGGGCGGAAGUGA
Sorex araneus (European shrew) is the source of this 2466-nucleotide messenger RNA. Its product is annotated as NUT family member 2G-like. Bases 1 to 2466 code for a protein of 821 amino acids. Lineage: Eukaryota; Metazoa; Chordata; Mammalia; Eulipotyphla; Soricidae. The transcript is spliced from 8 exons. The record is from RefSeq and is a predicted model, not a curated record.